Protopterus annectens (West African lungfish) is the source of this 2827-nucleotide messenger RNA. RefSeq names its product zinc finger protein 84-like. Bases 240 to 2198 code for a protein of 652 amino acids. Gene Ontology annotation, biological process: regulation of DNA-templated transcription. Lineage: Eukaryota; Metazoa; Chordata; Ceratodontiformes; Protopteridae. The transcript is spliced from 5 exons. The record is from RefSeq and is a predicted model, not a curated record.
GAGUAACUGGAAAGUUGAGUUACACAGGUUUGUUUUUUGUGCAGACAUACGGAAAUACUUAGAUUUGUGUGUCUGUUUAUCAUUCUUCUGGUUUGUAUCUCUUGCAAGCAGUAGCUGCUUCACUUCCUGAAUAGUGCACUGCAUCAUGAAAUUGGAGAAAUUUCUAGAUUUCUCCUGUACACAGACUAUGGUACAGACCGUCAUGCUGAAAGCAGAUGGUAUAAAGUGGCGACUCUGAUAUGGUCCCAGAAAGUUUUGAAGAUGUUGCUGUUGAAUUUUCAAGGGAGGAGUGGGAGAUGCUGAGUGAAAAGGAGAAGAAGCUACACCAGGAAGUGAUGGUGCAGAACUUCGAUCACAUGAUAGAUGUUGGGUACAACAUCCCAGUGGACCACCUUUGGUCACUUAUUUUGAAAGAUAAGAUGCUUCCAUCUGAUAAUGGUGACAGACGAAGGAAUUUGCAGCAAAAUCAGCUUCCUGGUAACAGAAUUAGCAUCAAAAGGGAUGUAGAUUUCUUUGAGAUCCAGAGUCUUCAGUCAUCCUAUGAGAAACCCCAGGAUGCUGAAUUUAACAAAGCUCUCUCAGAUAAGAUGUCGAUCACAAGGGAAAAUGCAGUACAUUCUGAAACCAGACAUAACUGCAAGGAAAGUGAUGAUGGAUGCAUAAAAAAAAACAAACUAGAAAUGCUUCUACAAACUCCCAUGGAAAUGGCAUGCAGUCAGCUUAAUCACAGCAACAGUGUAACAUUCAAUAUUAAUGAUUUAAUUCAUCAAUUAAAUCAUAGUGGGAAAACACAAAAUAAUACAAUGGCAUUACAUGAGCAGGUAUGCAGUAAAAAGAAGCUUUACAAAUGUGUCACAUGUGGCAAGAGUUUUACAUGUAGAAAGACUGUAACACUACAUAAGAUAAUUCAUAGUGGUCAGAAGCCCUACAAAUGUACCAUGUGUGACAAGAGUUUUGCACGGAGGAGUAUUAUGAUAGCUCAUCAAAGGACCCACAGUGGACAGAAGCCCUACAAAUGCAGUAUGUGUGACAAGAGGUUUACACAGAAGAGUAAUAUGGUAUCUCAUCAAAGUACCCACAGUGGAGAGAAGCCCUACCAGUGCAGUGUGUGUGACAAGAGAUUUGCAUGGAAAAGGACUAUGGUACUUCAUCAGCAUAUCCACACAGAACACAACCCUUACAAAUGCACCAUCUGUGACAAGAGUUUUGCACACAAGGGCAACAUGGUAAAACACCAAUAUAUACACACUGGAGAGAAACCCUACAAAUGCAUCACAUGUGACAAGAGUUUUGCACACAAGGGCAACAUGGUAAAACACCAAUAUAUACACACUGUAGAGAAACACUACACAUGCACUACACGUGACAAGACUUUUGCACAGAAGAAUCAGGUGGUAAUUCAUCAGAAUACCCACGCUGGACAGAAAAACUACAAAUGUGCCACAUGUGGUAAGGGUUUUAGGCAGAAGAGCAGUAUGUAUAGGCAUCAGAAUACACACACAGGGCAGAAGUUAUAUAAAUGUACCACGUGUGACAAGACUUUUACACGGAAGGAUCACAUGGUAAAACAUCAACAUAUACACACUGCAGAAAAGUCUUAUAAAUGCGCCAUGUGUGACAAGAGUUUUGGACAGAAGAAUCAGAUGGUAAGUCAUAAGAGUACCCACAUGGGACAGAAAAACUACAAAUGUGCUACAUGUGGUAAGAGUUUUAGGAACAGGAGUAGUAUGUAUAAGCAUCAAAAUACACACACGGGGCAGAAACAUGGUAAUAGAAACCCAAAAGACUUGGAGAAAUUAAAAAGGCAGAAACGUUACAGAUGUACCACAUGCGACAAGAGUUUUGCACAGAGGAGUUAUAUGAUAACUCAUCAAAGAACUCACAGUGGACAGAAGCCCUACCAAUGCAGUGUGUGUGACAAAAGGUUUGCUUGGAAAAUGACUAUGGUACUUCAUCAGCAUAUCCACACAGAACAUAAACCCUACAAAUGCGCCAUCUGUGACAAGAGUUUUGCACAGAAGGGUAAUAUGGUAAAACACCAAUAUACACACACUGGAGACAAACCCUACAAGUGCACCACAUGUGAAAGAGUUUUGCACAGAAGAAUCAGAUGGUCAGUCAUCAGAGUACCCACACAGGACAGAAAAACUACAAAUGUGCCACGUGUGGUAAGCGUUUUAGGGAGAAGGGCAGUAUGAUUAGGCAUCAGAAUAUACACACUGGGCAAAAGCCCUAUAAAUGUACCACGUGUGACAAGACUUUUACACGGAAAGAUUACAUGGUAAAUCAUCAACAUAUACACACUAGAGAGAAGCCAUAUAAAUGCACCAUGUGUGACAAGAAUUUUGCUCAGAAGACUCAGAUGGUAAGUCAUCAGAGUACCCACACAGGACAGAAAAACUACAAAUGUGACACAUGUGGUAAGAGUUUUAGGGGCAGGAGUAGUAUGUAUAGGCAUCAGAAAAUACACACAGGACAGAAGCCGUAUAAAUGUACCAUGUGUGACAAGACUUUUACACGGAAGGAUUACAUGAUAAAUCAUCAAUAUAUACACAGUAGAGAGAAACCAUAUAAAUGCACCACAUGUGAAAAGAGUUUUGCACAGAAGAAUCAGUUGGUAAGUCAUCAGAGUACCCACACAGGACAGAAAAAGCACAGGCCCAGAUGCAGUACCUAACUUUAAUGUUAAAAUUUGCACGAGGAUUGAGCCAUGAGUAAGAACUAUUUAUAGGCGCACCCAGAACAGAUACCACAGUGGCUAACAACAGGCAAAACAAUGCCCUUAACUUAAGAGUGAGCCUGCAAGCUCCCCUAAAAAUUAUAGACC